GGCGGGCGCCCGGAGCCACUUCCGGCGGCGGCUUCUCGGCGCCCUCCAGGCUCGAGCGGACCGGGGCGGGUUCCUCAACCCUGACAUCCCCUCGGGCGCGCCGGCCAGACCCCCUUGGGGCCUCCAGGAGCGGAGCGGAGGUCCGGACGGCCGGUGCCGGGCUGCUCCCCGCAGGGCUUCCUGCACUGAGGUAAAAUGUGCUGCGAGAAGUGGAGCCGCGUGGCCGAGAUGUUUCUCUUCGUCGAGGACCUGGAGGAGGAUGCUCGGAUCCUUUGCCUCUGCUCCAGGGCGUUUGUGGAAGAUCGAAAAUUGUGCAAUUUGGGAUUAAAAGGCUACUAUGUCAAAGGCAAUGGUGACAAUGCAGGAGACCACGCUACAGAAGAGGAGGAAGGUGGUACUGCAGAGUCACAUGACAGCAAAGGCUUAGGCCUAGAUGAAAAUGAACUUGAUUCUGAAGCUGAACUCAUGAAAAGUAUGGGGCUACCACUUCAGUUUGGUGGGAUAUCUGCACAUAAGAAUUUUGAGGUGUCUAUGAAUACUAGAAAUAAAGUUAAAAUAAAAAAGAAAAAGAAAAAACACCAGAAGAAGUACUUAGAUGAAAUUAUGAGAGAAUCUUGGAGACAAGAUUAUGAAGAAGAUGACAUACUGGCUUCAGACGAUCCAUCUUCAGUUGGACAGUAUGAGAGUACCAAAACAUGUAAACUUAAAACCAAAGAAGACAUUGAAACUGAAAAUCUUCCUGUUGAAAAUACAUUAUCUCCAAAGCUAGAAAUUACAGAGAGGUGGGAAAAGUAUUGGAAUGAAUAUGGUGGAGGACUAUUAUGGCAAAGCUGGCAAGAAAAACAUUCAGGUCAGACACUAUGUUCUGAACCUUGGAACAUUCCUGAUACAAAGGAGGAAUGGGAGCAACAUUAUAGUCAACUUUAUUGGUAUUAUUUGGAACAGUUUCAGUAUUGGGAAGCUCAGGGUUGGACUUUUGAUGUCUCACAAACCUAUGAAACAGAUACUUGUGGCUCUAAGAUAGAAGUUGACAGUGAGAAAGAUGAAAAUUGCGUGAAGGCAGACUUAAUGUCCUUUCCAUCUCCAUCUGUUACGAUUGAUAGUGAAAGCUCUAGUUCCAGUGAUAAAGAGCAUAACGAAAUCCUUGGUGGAAUUAGUCAUAUAAGUCUGAAUUCAGAGGAAGUGGAACAGAGCCAGUUAGAUUCUUCAGUAAAUUGUGAUGGACAUCAGUGGCUAAGUGAAGUCAGCAGCAGCAGAGAAUGCCCUGCCUCUGGCCAGAGUGAACCAUGCAAUAGAGGAACCAAGGACAGCAACUCGUCUGGGAACAGAAGCACAAACCUGGAUUCACAGGACUUUUCAGAAGCAAACACAAUCAAAGAAAGACUACACCCCAACAGUAUUGAUGGAGAUGAGAGUGAAGAAGAUCCACCUGAACGGAAGCCAAGCAAACUCAAGAGGAGCCACGAACUGGACAUUGAUGAAAACCCAGAUUCAGACUUUGAUGACAAUGGUUCCCUUCUGGGAUUCAAGCAUGGCUCAGGACAAAAAUACGGUGGAAUUUCAAAUUUCAGUCAUCGGCGGGUCAGAUACCUACAGAAGAAUGUAAAGUAUAAGUCAAAGUUCCUGGACAUGAGAAGACAAAUAAAUAUGAAAAACAAACACAUUUUCUUUACUGAAGAGUCAGAAAAAACAUUCAAAAAAAGCAAAACUCUGACUAAGGUAGAAAAAUUCCUAAAAUGGAUUAAUGAACCAAGGGAUGAGGAAGCAUCGCAGGAGUCCGUUUCUCAUGACAAUGUACAAGACACGUGCACAAGCAGUGAUUCAGAAGAACCAGAAAUGUCUGUUAAAGAAGGUGAUGACCCACUGGAGACAAAUAAUCCAGAACCUGAAAAGUGUAAUGCCACGUCUUCAGCUGGUGAACUUGAAACAGAAAAAAAUGAAGGAGACAGCACGAUAGUAAUUAUUACAGAUAAGGAAGAUGGUAUUACUCAGAUUACCCCAGACUCUCUUCAGGUAGAAACUGAAGCUGAAAGUAAAAAGAAAAAGAAGAAGAAAAAAAACAAGAGCAAAAAGGUAAUUGGUCUGCCUCCUGAGAUAGCUGCUGUUCCUGAGCUGGCAAAAUACUGGGCCCAGAGAUACAGGCUCUUCUCCCGCUUUGAUGAUGGGAUUAAACUGGACAGAGAGGGCUGGUUUUCAGUUACCCCUGAGAAGAUUGCUGAACAUAUUGCUGGCCGGGUCAGCCAGUCCUUCAAGUGUGACAUUGUAGUAGAUGCUUUCUGUGGAGUUGGAGGAAAUACUAUUCAGUUUGCCUUAACCGGAAAGAGAGUGAUUGCCAUUGAUAUUGAUCCUGUUAAGAUUGAUCUUGCUCGCAAUAAUGCAGAAGUUUAUGGAAUAGCAGACAAGAUAGAGUUCAUCUGUGGAGAUUUCCUCCUGCUGGCUUCUCACUUAAAGGCUGAUGUUGUAUUUCUUAGCCCCCCUUGGGGAGGACCAGACUAUGCUACUGCAGAGACCUUUGACAUUAGGACCAUGAUGUCUCCUGAUGGCUUUGAAAUCUUCAGGCUUUCCCAGAAGAUCACUAAUAAUAUUGUUUAUUUUCUUCCAAGAAAUGCUGAUAUUGACCAGGUGGCAUCCUUAGCUGGACCUGGAGGGCAAGUGGAAAUAGAACAAAACUUUCUUAAUAAUAAACUGAAGACAAUCACUGCUUAUUUUGGGGACCUGAUUCGAAGAUCAGCACCUGAAUCAUAACUGUGAGGUGGUACGGGACAAAAAGUUUAUGUGUGGCCAGAACACUAUGCAGAUGAGGCCCUUGGAAUUUCUUUCUGUAUUCACUGAUAUUUUGUACUCAUGAUCUUAUAUCACCAUAUGAAAUGGAAACUUACAGUAGAUCAAGGAAUAUGAAUGAAGUGCUUUGACAUCUUUGGACAAUGUUACUUCUGUAUAUUAUACAGUAGGAUAGUAAGUGUCUGAAAUGGAAAAGGUAAGCUUUCCCUGUGCUUACUGUCAGACAAUGUGUAUAUAUGUCUGUGUGUGUCCAUUUUUUUUUUUGUAAUUACACGUUUUGGUUUAACAUCUUUGUGUGAAUAAAAAAAACAAUUACUGUGUUUUUUCUAACAUA
This is a messenger RNA of Nyctereutes procyonoides (raccoon dog), 3115 nucleotides long. RefSeq names its product trimethylguanosine synthase 1 (gene TGS1). Gene Ontology annotation, cellular component: nucleus. Gene Ontology annotation, biological process: 7-methylguanosine cap hypermethylation; 7-methylguanosine RNA capping. NCBI's taxonomy places the organism in Eukaryota, Metazoa, Chordata, Mammalia, Carnivora, Canidae. Bases 196 to 2745 code for a protein of 849 amino acids. The record is from RefSeq and is a predicted model, not a curated record. Gene Ontology annotation, molecular function: RNA cap trimethylguanosine synthase activity. The transcript has 13 exons.